Molecule: messenger RNA, 531 nt
Organism: Ornithodoros turicata
Lineage: Eukaryota; Metazoa; Arthropoda; Arachnida; Ixodida; Argasidae
Product: glucose dehydrogenase [FAD, quinone]-like
Exons: 4
Coding region: 49-531 (160 amino acids)
Molecular function (GO): flavin adenine dinucleotide binding; oxidoreductase activity, acting on CH-OH group of donors
Source: RefSeq, a predicted model, not a curated record
UAUUGGCUGAGGGGAAAAUUGCUGGGUGGGUCAAGCGUCAUCAACUCUAUGCUCUGGGUACGUGGAAACAAGUAUGACUUUGACGCCUGGGAGAAGUCCGGCGCCACGGGUUGGUCCUAUCAGAGCAUGCUUGAAUAUUACAAGAAAAUUGAGAACUUCACGAUUACAAAGUACAUGGACACAGAGUACCACGACGUCUGCGGAGAGAUUCCAGUUACGAAUUCCACUGCGGAGUCCAAGAUUACGGACGCACUUUUGAAGAGCUGUGCAGAGCUUGGGUACCCAGAGAAUGACUAUAACGGCCAGAAUCACACAGGGUGCACAAGAUUUCAGACGGAUAUUUUCAAAGGCCGUCGUGUCAGUGCCAGCAAGGCCUUCAUCCGAAAGAUCGUGCAAACACGGCCCAAUCUUCAUAUUACUUUGCAUAGCCUAGCGACAAAGAUGUAUGCCUACCUGCGUAUUGCUGACGAUGGCCCAAUAAGACCAAAACAGGUCUGCGAAAGUGGUCCUACGGCGAAGUUUAGGCACUGA